AUGCAAUUUCAAUUUAUAAUUCUUAUUCUGAUAUGUCUACAUAUCGAUGUCUUCAGUAGUUCAAAUACUAAUAAUAAUUCAGCAACAAAAGCAUCACAAACAACAUCGCUCAUUAAUCCGUAUCAUGCACGUGAUCACAUUGUUAAUCCACAUAACUUUUCUUAUUUACUAAAUCCGGGAUACUCCGUAUGUAACAAUAGUAAUUCACCUGUUUAUCUAUUCGUUUAUGUUCAUUCUGGUCCGACUAAUUACCAACGUCGAGUUGUUAUACGUGAAACAUGGGCCACAAGAACAUUGUUUCCUGACUUACGCAUCGUUUUUAUGAUCGGUAAAACAAAUGACAAUACUGUAAUGAAAGCUAUUCAAUAUGAAAAUGAAAUGUAUCAAGACAUUGUUCAAGAAGAUUUUAUUGAUGCAUACAAAAAUUUAACAUUUAAAGGUGUUAUGGCAUUAAAAUGGAUAUCGGUAUAUUGUUCACAAACUAAAUAUGUUCUAAAAGUUGACGAUGAUAUCGUUGUUAAUACAUUUACAUUGAUCAAUCACUUAAAAUUUCUUGAUAGAAAUAAUCUAAAUAAACAUACUACAAUACUUUGUUUAUUAUGGCAAGCUAUGGGUGUUAUGAGAGAUAGUAAAUCCAAAUGGUAUUUAAGUAAAGAAGAUUUUCCAUUGGAUAAAUUUCCGCCAUAUUGUAGUGGAUCAGCUUUUAUUCUAACUGGUGAUAUGCCUGCUAAGAUGUACAAUGCUAGUCUUUAUGUUCCCUUCUUUUGGGUUGAUGAUUAUUAUAUAACUGGCGCUGUUGCUAGUGCUGCUAAUGUAACAUAUGCUCAACUCGGGUCGCUUUACACAAUACCACAACAAUUAGCGCACACACGGUUUAUGUCAUCGAAGUCGUUUUAUACCAUUAUGUUUGGACAUUUUCCUGGUUCAAUGAAUAAUAUGCGUGAAAUUUGGCGUCGAAUAUUAUCGAUGCAAAAAUAUAAAUUUCCAACGCGUGUUGAAGUAUUUUCAUUUACUUGGGACGAAAAAAUACAUCAGAAUGACAAUACAAUAAACUAA
Messenger RNA from Rotaria socialis, 1056 nucleotides. NCBI's taxonomy places the organism in Eukaryota, Metazoa, Rotifera, Eurotatoria, Philodinida, Philodinidae. The record is from the annotation of a GenBank genome assembly.